This is a messenger RNA of Chelonia mydas (Green sea turtle), 4620 nucleotides long. It is a transcript of the gene SUPT16H, whose product is annotated as SPT16 homolog, facilitates chromatin remodeling subunit. The record is from RefSeq and is a predicted model, not a curated record. Gene Ontology annotation, molecular function: nucleosome binding. The coding region runs from base 92 to 3691 and encodes 1199 amino acids. NCBI's taxonomy places the organism in Eukaryota, Metazoa, Chordata, Testudines, Cheloniidae. The transcript has 24 exons. Gene Ontology annotation, biological process: positive regulation of transcription elongation by RNA polymerase II; transcription elongation by RNA polymerase II. Gene Ontology annotation, cellular component: FACT complex.
UCGCGGGAGGCGGGGCGGUGGGAGGUGCUUCCGGCGGGCGAGGGGCCGCGGCGGGGCCUGGCGCGCGGGGACGAGCCGAGUCGGAGUCUCCAUGGCGCUGAGCCUGGACCGCGAGGCCUAUUACCGCCGCGUCAAGCGUCUCUAUGGCAACUGGCAGAAGGGAGAGGAUGACUAUGCCAACGUCGACGCCAUCGUGGUCUCGGUGGGGGUGGACGAGGAGAUUGUCUAUGCCAAGUCCACUGCACUGCAGACGUGGCUCUUUGGCUACGAGCUCACCGACACCAUCAUGGUUUUCUGCGUGGACAAGAUCCUGUUCAUGGCCAGCAAGAAGAAGGUGGAGUUCCUGAAGCAGAUCGCCAACAGCAAGGGCAGCGAGAACGCCAAUGGCGUGCCGGCCAUCACGCUGCUCGUGCGGGAGAAGAACGAGAGCAACAAGGGGAACUUUGAGAAGAUGAUCGAGGCACUGAAGGGCAGCAAGAACGGGAAGCGCAUCGGGGUCUUCAGCAAGGACAAGUUCCCCGGGGAGUUCAUGAAGAACUGGAAUGAUUGCCUCAGCAAGGAGGGCUUCGAGAAGGUAGAUAUCAGCGCAGUCGUGGCCUACACUAUCGCAGUGAAGGAGGAUGGGGAACUGAACCUGAUGCGCAAAGCGGCCGCCAUCACGUCUGAGGUCUUUAACAAAUUCUUCAAGGAGCGGGUCAUGGAGAUUGUCGACGCUGACGAGAAAGUGCGGCAUAGCAAGCUGGCAGAGUCGGUGGAGAAGGCCAUCGAGGAGAAAAAGUACCUGUCAGGGGCUGACCCCUCCACAGUGGAGAUGUGCUAUCCCCCCAUCAUCCAGAGCGGCGGCAACUACAACCUCAAGUUCAGUGUCGUCAGCGACAAGAACCACAUGCACUUUGGGGCCAUCACCUGCGCCAUGGGCAUCCGCUACAAAUCCUAUUGCUCCAACCUGGUGCGCACGCUCAUGGUGGACCCGCCCCAGGAGGUGCAGGACAACUACACCUUUCUGCUGCAGUUGCAGGAGGAGCUGCUCAAGGAGCUGCGGCAUGGCGUGAAGCUGUGCGAGGUCUACGCUGCCGUCAUGGAUGUGGUGAAGAAGCAGAAACCGGAGCUGCUGAACAAGAUCACCAAGAACCUGGGAUUUGCCAUGGGCAUCGAGUUCAGAGAGGGCUCCCUCGUCAUCAACAGCAAGAACCAGCACCGGCUCAAGAAAGGGAUGGUAUUCAGCAUCAACGUGGGCUUCUCUGACCUGACUAACAAGGAAGGGAAGAAACCAGAGGAGCGAACAUACGCACUGUUCGUUGGGGACACCGUGCUGGUGGAUGAGGACGGCCCGGCCACCAUUCUCACCUCUGUUAAGAAAAAGGUCAAAAACGUUGGCAUCUUCCUCAAGAACGAAGAUGAGGAGGAGGAAGAGGAGGAGAAAGACGAGGCUGAAGACCUGCUGGGGCGCAGCUCCCGAGCAGCAGCACUGCUGACGGAGCGGACGCGGAAUGAGCUGACGGCGGAGGAGAAGCGUCGAGCCCACCAGAAGGAGCUGGCCAUGCAGCUCAACGAGGAGGCCAAGCGGCGGCUGACGGAGCAGAAGGGCGAGCAGCAGAUCCAGAAGGCCCGCAAAUCGAACAUCUCCUACAAGAACCCAUCGUUGAUGCCCAAGGAGCCGCACAUCCGGGAGAUGAAGAUCUACAUUGACAAGAAAUACGAGACUGUCAUCAUGCCAGUCUUUGGCAUCGCCACGCCCUUCCACAUCGCCACCAUCAAGAACAUCAGCAUGUCAGUGGAGGGUGACUACACCUACUUGCGCAUCAACUUCUACUGCCCAGGCAGUGCCCUGGGGCGCAACGAGGGCAACAUCUUCCCCAACCCCGAGGCCACCUUCGUCAAGGAAAUCACGUAUCGUGCCUCCAACAUGAAAACGCCGGGUGAGCAGACUGUGCCAGCCCUCAAUCUGCAGAACGCCUUCCGCAUCAUCAAGGAGGUGCAGAAACGCUACAAGACCCGGGAGGCAGAGGAGAAGGAGAAGGAGGGCAUUGUCAAGCAAGACUCGCUCAUCAUUAACCUGAACCGGAGCAACCCCAAGCUAAAGGACCUGUACAUCCGGCCCAACAUCGCCCAGAAGAGGAUGCAAGGCUCACUGGAGGCCCACGUCAAUGGUUUCCGCUUCACCUCCGUGCGGGGAGACAAGGUCGACAUUCUGUACAACAACAUCAAACACGCGCUGUUCCAGCCUUGUGACGGGGAGAUGAUCAUCGUACUGCACUUCCACCUCAAGGUAGGGCCCCUGUGCCCCCAGGAACCAUCUCCGGGCCUGAUCUUGCCCUGUUCUGUGCGGGGCUGGGGAGGUCUCUUGCAGGGUUUGACCCGGGGGCUGGUGUGGGGUGUGAGAGACACAAUGGAGCCUUCAUGCCCCCCUCCACUCCUCCAGAAUGCUAUCAUGUUUGGGAAGAAGCGGCACACAGAUGUGCAGUUCUACACCGAGGUGGGCGAGAUCACCACAGACCUGGGCAAGCACCAGCACAUGCAUGACCGCGACGACCUCUACGCUGAGCAGGUGAGAUGUGGGGCAGGGGUAGGCUGCAAUGGAGGGGCAGCCUCCAGGCUGACCUUGCUGCCCCUGCAGAUUGAGUGCGAGAUGAGAGGGGACUGGGCUGAGGGGUCUCUGUCCUUAGGAGGCUGUGCUGACCCUGCAGAUGGAGAGUGUGGGGUUACAUUAGGGGGCUCCUGUCCCCAGGAGACAGGCUGUUGUCCCAGUGCCCCAUGCAGAUGGAGCGUGAGGGUAGGUGGGGGACUCAGAAGGGAGGGAAUCUCCCUGAGAGCCUGGCUGAUGUCCCUGUGCCCCAUGCAGAUGGAGCGCGAAAUGAGGCACAAGCUGAAAACGGCCUUUAAGAAUUUCAUCGAGAAGGUGGAGGCUCUGACCAAGGAGGAGCUGGAGUUCGAGGUGCCCUUUCGGGACCUGGGGUUCAAUGGCGCCCCCUACAGAAGCACCUGCCUGCUCCAGCCGACCAGCAGUGCCCUGGUGAAUUGCACUGAGUGGCCUCCGUUCGUGGUGACAUUGGACGAGGUGGAGCUCAUUCACUUUGAGCGAGUCCAGUUCCACCUGAAGAACUUUGACAUGGUCAUUGUCUACAAGGACUACAGCAAGAAAGUGACCAUGAUCAAUGCCAUCCCCGUGGCCUCCCUCGACCCCAUCAAGGAGUGGCUCAACUCUUGUGACCUGAAGUACACGGAGGGGGUGCAGUCCCUCAACUGGACCAAAAUCAUGAAGACGAUUGUGGAUGACCCUGAGGGCUUCUUCGAGCAGGGGGGUUGGUCAUUCCUGGAGCCCGAGGGAGAGGGCAGUGAUGCCGAGGUUGGGGAGUCAGAGUCGGAGAUUGAGGAUGAGACAUUUAACCCCUCGGAGGAUGAGUAUGAGGAGGAGGAAGAGGACAGUGAUGAAGAUUACUCCUCUGAGGCUGAGGAAUCAGAUUACUCCAAGGAAUCCAUGGGCAGCGAGGAGGAGAGUGGGAAGGACUGGGACGAGCUGGAGGAGGAGGCCAGGAAAGCGGACCGGGAGAGCCGGUACGAGGAAGAGGAGGAGCAAAGCCGCAGCCUCAGCAGGAAGAGGAAGGGCCCAGCCCACAGUUCCAGCCGCCGCAGUUCCCACAGCCGCAGCCCAGGCCGCAGCUCGGGGCCCCCCAAGAAGAAGAGGAAGUAGGCAGUGAACUCUGACCCGCCCCAGCAGCGAAGCCUGGGGCACCAGACCCUGCUCAACAGCCAAUCCCAGGGUGGGGAGGGGGCACCAUGCCCCACCCACAAACUUUUGUCUUUUCCUGUUUUCAAUUUUCCCUGUUUUUGUUUCUUGAGUUUUUCUGGCCAUUUGUACGGACCAAUCAGCUGUGAGAAUUCCAGGCCCCGCCUGCCUGUAACCAUGGACAUGAGCACUGCCAAUGAAGAGGAGGAAGAGGCCUCUCGGAGUAAGGACGCUGGUGUCAGUGAUUGCUCGCCCCAUCCCCUUCACUCCCUCCUGGGGUCCCUCCCUAGUCACCCCCACAUUCCCUUGUGAGGUGUAGGUAUGGCCAUGGCCCAGGCUGCUGCUUUCUCCCCCCGGGGAGUCUCUGGCAAUGGAAUCAUCCCCUCUUUCCCAACAGCUCUGGGGAGACGCAGCCAGCGCAGAGGAUCUCUGAGUGUCUCGGACUUCAUCCUCAGGGUGCUGGUAACCAAGGCGGGGGGUAGACUGUGCAGGGCUGGCACCUACAGGUCCAUCCCAUCCCUGCUGCUGCCUUCCUCAGCACUGGAGGGGUUGGGAGUGGCCCAGCCCUGCCAGGAGCGGGGUGCAUGGGGGGAGUGGUCUAGCCCUGAGAGGAUCCGGCUUCUUGUUUUUUACUCGCCUGGCUCUGUCCCGUAUUUAUCUCGUUUCCUCAGUUGCCAAGUCAAGCCUCUGGUAGGAGAGAUGCUUUUGUUUUGGGGGGUUUUAUCGUGUCAUCUCCCAUGGGCCCCCAUCACCUGCCCCUGCUGCUUGCUGGUGAGGGAGGCCCCUGGGGGGUGAUGGGGCAGGGGAGGGCUCUAAUUUUUUUUCAUAGCCGGUAGCUCUUGGAUUUUCGACUUUGGAGAAUUGAAACAAUAAAAUGUGUUUUUGUAAGUUCA